Liolophura sinensis is the source of this 866-nucleotide messenger RNA. RefSeq names its product GATA zinc finger domain-containing protein 1-like. Gene Ontology annotation, biological process: regulation of DNA-templated transcription; chromatin organization. The coding region runs from base 38 to 859 and encodes 273 amino acids. Gene Ontology annotation, molecular function: zinc ion binding; sequence-specific DNA binding. The record is from RefSeq and is a predicted model, not a curated record. Lineage: Eukaryota; Metazoa; Mollusca; Polyplacophora; Chitonida; Chitonidae. Gene Ontology annotation, cellular component: nucleus. The transcript is spliced from 4 exons.
UAUUUGCUGAAUUUUAGCAUUUUAUGUUCUUUCAAAGAUGCCUCUAGGUGUAAAACCAAUAUGUACUGUUUGCAAAACUGUCACCUCUUCCAUGUGGCGAAAGGGAAAUGUAGGAGAGGUUCUGUGUAACUCGUGUGGCCUCAAACAGUUGAUGGGGGUUGUUCCUGGGAAAGAGCCAGAAACCGCCACAAACAACGCAAGCAACGGGAAAACGGGUAACGGGAAAGAUACUGCGCCAGGACCGACGUUACGAAAAAGUGCCAGGAUAAAGCCAGGAAAGAGCAAGACGCAAACUUAUACAAAGACUUUCGCCACCAAAGGGAAGAGUAGACGCGUUAUUUUCAAGAAAAACCCCAUCAAAGCUCCAGUUGCAGUUUCCACAGUAGUGACAAGUGACAGCGUGUUCUAUGAUGGAAUGUAUUAUCAGGUGGGUGACAUUGUGUCCCUGUUAGACCAUGGAGGAGAUGUAUUCUAUGCUCAGAUCCGAGGGUUUAUGCAGGAUCAGUACACAGAGAAAAGUGCUGUAAUCACCUGGCUUCUCCCUACUCAAUCCACUACCAAGGACAGCUUUGAUCCAUCCACGUAUAUUUUAGGUCCGGAGGAAGAGCUCCCACGGAAAAUGGAAUAUCUUGAGUUUGUGUGUCAUGCCCCAUCAGACUAUUUCCGCCCGCUGUCAGCACCAUACAGGACUUUAUCCACCCAGCCAGAACUCAGCUAUGUCUGGGCCCCCAUUGGUCCCCAUAUUAAGCCCACACCAGGCACAGAUGAAGUCUUUGGUGUUGACUCAAAAACUGUGAAAAUUACUCUCCCAACUGGAUGUGGGAAGAAGUAUAACAAACCUGCAAAAUUGGAUCGUUGACUGUGCU